This is a messenger RNA of Acaulospora colombiana, 387 nucleotides long. The record is from the annotation of a GenBank genome assembly. Lineage: Eukaryota; Fungi; Glomeromycota; Glomeromycetes; Diversisporales; Acaulosporaceae.
AUGACCUCGCAAAAUUCUAAACGUUCGGCGGCCUACAAAGCUGUGGACGUCCACUUAAACUCUUCAACAAAGAUUAUUGGUAUCGGGUCCGGCUCGACCGUCGUUUUUGUCAUUGAGCGCAUACUACAACGCGGUGGCUUAAAAAAGAUCGAAGGCGAAAAAUUAUCUCUUCUAGACGUCCUAUCCUCCCUAAAGAAAUUGGGUUGUCCAAACCCGAGCCUCCGAAUGGCAAAAGCCAAAGCUGGUCCAAUUCUCACUGAUAACGGCAACUUUGUGAUUGAUGCCAAUUUUGGUCCUUUGGAUGGAUCAAAGUUAUUCGAUAAUGGUAGUAAAAAUACGCCCAAAGAUAUUUUGAAUCAAAUUAAAUUAUUAACCGGAGUAGUGGAA